Messenger RNA from Penicillium macrosclerotiorum, 1020 nucleotides. Its product is annotated as class I SAM-dependent methyltransferase. The record is from RefSeq and is a predicted model, not a curated record. The coding region runs from base 1 to 1020 and encodes 339 amino acids. Lineage: Eukaryota; Fungi; Ascomycota; Eurotiomycetes; Eurotiales; Aspergillaceae. Gene Ontology annotation, molecular function: methyltransferase activity. The transcript has 10 exons.
AUGGCUGAGGGCUCUAUCGCCGUGGAUCCGGAUCUCUAUGCCGUUGAUGAUCAUAACAAUGCCCCAGAUGAUUGGCGCUCAGAAACCACUUCGAUCGGCUCCUCGAUUUAUCGAGGUCUGAUGGAAAAUGGCCGACGCUAUCAAACUCUCCGCAACAAGGAUUACCUCAUUCCGGCGGAUGAAAGACAAUGGGAAGCAUACGAGGCCGGACACCUGGUUUCUUUGAUCAUGGAGUCCGACACCGACAAUCCUUUUUUUCGGGCGCCUCUGGGCCCUUCGCCCACACAUAUCCUUGAUAUCGGGACGGGACGGGGAACCUGGGCGAUUGAUGUCGCCGAUCUAUAUCCCAACACGACCGUCCGCGGUGUUGAUCUCUUCCCGCCGCCAGUCGCCUGGAUGCCCCCCAAUUGCGUCCUGGAAGUCGACGAUGUCCAGCAGGAUUGGACAUGGCACGAGCAGUUUGAUUUGAUCCACAUGCGCAUCAUGAUCGGUUCCUUCGAUGACCCCGAGUGGGACAUCCUCUAUAAGCAAUGCUAUGAUAAAAUCCGCCCCGGAGGCUGGAUCGAACAGCUGGAAGUCAGCCCCGUCAUCGAGACCGACGACGGCAGCUUGCCGCCCGACAAUAUCCUGAACGACUGGGGUCCCAACAUGCUGGCCUGCGGGCAACGGGCCGGCCGUGGUAUCGAUACCUUCGACAAGAUGGGCGCCAGGAUCCGGAAGGCCGGCUUCGUUAAUCUCCACCAGAAAGAUUACAAAUGGCCCAUUGGGCCCUGGCCUAAGGACCGCCAGUUGAAGGAAGCUGGUAUGGUCAACUACCAGCACUGGACGUCUGGCAUGGAAGGCUGGUGCAUGUGGCUGCUCACCCGACACGGCGCACCGCACCCAUGGAGCCAGGAGGAGGUCCAAGUAUACGUGGCUCGUCUGCGAGCCGAGCUAAUUAAGCCACGCUUCCACAUCUGGCACAAGGGGCGGCGCGUGUGGGCCCAGAAGCCCUUCAGUGAGACCCCUGAGAGAAAAUGA